Messenger RNA from Trypanosoma conorhini, 642 nucleotides. RefSeq lists its product as uncharacterized. NCBI's taxonomy places the organism in Eukaryota, Euglenozoa, Kinetoplastea, Trypanosomatida, Trypanosomatidae. The record is from RefSeq and is a predicted model, not a curated record. The transcript has a single exon. Bases 1 to 642 code for a protein of 213 amino acids.
AUGCGUUUACGACGACUUGUGGCGCCGUGGGUGGCCUCGCCACACCGCUGGAGCGUGCAGCGAAAGCCGGAGGGCGGGGAGGGGAGCGGCGCGGGUGGGGCCAUCGAGGUCGACACGACGGAGGAGUGGCUGCGGGGCCACGUGGCGCAGGCCGUUCGUGAAGGCCGACAAACCAAAGAGUCGGCGGAGUACUUUGAGAGUAUCAUGAACGACCAAGCGGAGUUUCGCCAGUACGUCCAGGAGGCGCGUCGGCUGAUGAACAAUCAAGACCCACGCACGCUUACCAAGUACCAACAGAGACACUUUGCCGAGCGCUUGUCGCAGCAUAUGAGCGGGGUUGCGUCGGAGCGGCUGAUGCGGGCACACGCGGAGGAGUCAAACGCACGGCGCCACACCCAAACCGGCGCCCCCACAGGCGAGAACUACUGGUUUGAGGCAGGCAACACGCUGGCCUCGCCGUCUGUUCCGGGGUUUGUGAAGGACGAAGUGUUGCGGGAGAUGCGUGAGGACCGAAAGCAGGCAAGUGCCGCGUUUGAGGAAUCGAAUGAGGUGCAAGCGAUGGCGGACAAGGACGAGGCAUUCGCACAACAUCUGCGACGUCAACGCCAGCGCCUACUCCGCUCUGAUGACAAUUCUGACUGA